Messenger RNA from Paramisgurnus dabryanus, 569 nucleotides. RefSeq names its product LSM6 homolog, U6 small nuclear RNA and mRNA degradation associated (gene lsm6). Gene Ontology annotation, biological process: maturation of SSU-rRNA; mRNA splicing, via spliceosome. Gene Ontology annotation, molecular function: RNA binding. Gene Ontology annotation, cellular component: U6 snRNP; P-body; nucleolus. NCBI's taxonomy places the organism in Eukaryota, Metazoa, Chordata, Actinopteri, Cypriniformes, Cobitidae. The record is from RefSeq and is a predicted model, not a curated record.
GUUCCUUGGCGGUUUCCGUAAGAUGUAUUGUAUCGAAGCCCCUGAUUGGCUGUGCGGCGUAAACACGGUAGCAAUAGAAUAAGGCGCUUCAGUUCAUUGGUCAACAAUACUCUGCAGAAACGUGCUGUAAACGUUGGGAAGAGAUAGAGAGGUGAAGAUGAGUCUCCGGAAGCAGACACCGAGUGAUUUCUUGAAGCAGAUCAUUGGAAGACCAGUGGUUGUGAAAUUGAACUCUGGCGUGGAUUACAGAGGAGUUCUGGCCUGCCUUGAUGGCUACAUGAACAUUGCUGUGGAACAGACAGAGGAGUAUGUCAAUGGUCAGCUGAAGAACAAAUAUGGAGAUGCAUUUCUCAGAGGAAACAAUGUGUUGUACAUCAGUACCCAGAAGAGAAAGAUGUGAAGCCACACAUUUUACUUGUUUCUUUGUUCAAUGUUAGAUAAUUGAAUUAUGGUUUACUGUUGAUAUAUUCAUAAUCCUUUGUUAGAUGAUGAUAAUGUCCAAGUUUGUUUUGUAUUCUAUAAACCAAAAACUUGCUGUAAUGCAGUAAAUAUUUUGUUUUCCAAACAUA